AUGGGGGAGGGCUGUCUGGAGGAAGUGGCACUUGAAAGGAGGAGGAGUCUUUUUAUCUACAGCAGGGCACCCCUGCACUUGUGGAUGCCUGGAGGCUUGGAGUCCUUGGAGAAGCUGAGGAUCUUCCUGAAGGUGUUAGAAGACUGUGCUGUGGACAUAAACCCAGAGAGUGAGGCCGAUGAGCCAGCCACUGGCAUGGACCCCAGUGCAAGGCGCUUCCUCUGGAACAGCCUCCUGGCUGUGGUGAAGAAGGGCCGCUCCGUGGGGCUUACCUCACACAGCAUGGAGGAGUGUGAGGCACUCUGUACACACCUGGCCAUCAUGGUGAACGGGUGGUUCUGCUGCCUCAGGACCGCACACCUCAAGGGCAGAUUCGGUGCUAGCCACAGGCUGACCCUUCGAGUGCCCACUGGGAGGUCUGAGUCAGUGGCAGCCUUCGUGGCAGCUGCAUUCCCAGGGCACAGGAGUCGCCUGUGCUUCCAGCUGCAGCCAGGAGGGCGCUGCACCCUAGCACAAGUCUUUGGAGAGCUGGCUGCACUCUGGGCAGAGCAUGGCGUGGAGGACUUCUCAGUGAGCCAGGCCACCCUGGAGGAGGUAUUCCUGUACUUCUCUGAGGACCAGGGGAAGGAGGGCAAGGAGGGUCACCAGGAGUCAGGAGUGGGGAUGGAUCCUGGGUUAGGCCCACAGGUCCCCAAACUCAUCACCCAGUUCCUGGAUGACCCCAGCAUGAUGGAGACAGUGCUAUGA
Molecule: messenger RNA, 747 nt
Organism: Miniopterus natalensis
Lineage: Eukaryota; Metazoa; Chordata; Mammalia; Chiroptera; Miniopteridae
Source: RefSeq, a predicted model, not a curated record